Molecule: messenger RNA, 2058 nt
Organism: Dalotia coriaria
Lineage: Eukaryota; Metazoa; Arthropoda; Insecta; Coleoptera; Staphylinidae
Gene: Bcat
Product: Branched chain amino acid transaminase
Exons: 7
Coding region: 473-1723 (416 amino acids)
Biological process (GO): L-leucine biosynthetic process; L-valine biosynthetic process
Cellular component (GO): mitochondrion
Molecular function (GO): branched-chain-amino-acid:2-oxoglutarate transaminase activity
Source: RefSeq, a predicted model, not a curated record
GCAAAGUAAAUUUGUUUAACUUUAACUUAUCCGGUACAAAACAAUAAUAGUUCACACACGUGCUCGCUAAGGAAAGAUACAACAUUGUUGUGAAAAACAAAAACUACGCGUCACUCGCAAAAAAAAUUGAUUACGUUGCAAAAUACGCAAAACGUGCAAACGUCAAAUUACUACGAGAUAUACUAGUGCUAGUUGGUGGACGUAGUGAACGAAAUCGACGACGGAAGAAACGCUAUCGCGAGUAAAACAGCGCCGGGGCGCGUAAAACACGUUAGUAGGCAGUCAGCAAACAAACCGUCAAGAUAUACAUCAGAUCCGUUGCUGCAAAGCACGAAAAACUUUCGUACAAGCACAGAAAACAGCCUGUAAACUUUUCAUACAAAUUUAAAACGUAAAUCUGAAAUAAAUAAAAGUUUAACAGUUGAAAUUAGUGAAUAAAAACUAAAUAAAAGUGUAAAACUAUUUUAGCAAUAUGGUUAUCCAAACAACAAAACAAUGCGCGUGCAGAUGGAUCUUAAGACAUCAACACAAAUUGCGUCAACAAGCACGAAGCUGCAGUCUCAAAGUGAAAGAGCAAUUAAUCGGUAAUGAAGAUGUUCGUGAAUUUGAUCCGGAAUAUUCGUUCAGAGCAUCAGAUGCGAAAAUCACCCAUGCCGAACCACACCAAUUGAGGGUGAAGCCAAAUGUGGACAGCCUCAAGUUUGGACAGGUCUUCACCGACCAUAUGCUCAAAAUUUUCUAUCACAAAAAACUCGGCGGAUGGCAAAUACCAGAAAUCAUUCCUUUUGAAAAUAUUUCCUUGCAUCCAGCUGCAAAAGUUUUGCAUUAUGCGAUUGAAUUAUUUGAAGGAUUAAAAGCUUAUCGCGGCGUGGACGGACGUAUCCGCAUUUUCCGCCCGGACCUAAACAUGCAGCGCAUGAAUCUCUCGGCGAAAGAAUCAGGCCUGCCAACUUUCGAUGGCUUGGAAUUGAUAAGAUGCUUGAAUAAACUGAUCUCAAUCGAUCAGGAGUGGGUGCCACAUUGCGAAGCAUCCAGUUUGUACGUGCGCCCGACCCUUAUCGGUAUCGAUGGAACACUGGGUGUGUCGCAAUCCGAAUCAGCUUUACUUUUCACAGUUCUUUGCCCAGUGGGCGCGUAUUUUGCUGGUGGAAAUGAGGCUGUUAGCCUUUUCGCAGACCCCACAUAUACCCGUGCAUGGCCUGGUGGUUGUGGCGACCGCAAAAUGGGUUCCAAUUAUGGACCCACAAUCCGUGUUCAGAACCAAGCGGUCCUACGUGGCAAACAGCAAGUCUUAUGGCUUUAUGGGGAUGAUCAUCAGGUGACCGAGGUUGGCACCAUGAAUAUAUUUGUGUUCUAUGUCAAUAAAAAUGGCAAAAAAGUUUUGGCUACACCGCCAUUGAAUGGAUUGAUUCUGCCUGGAGUUACACGUUUCUCCAUUUUGCAAUUAGCUCGUGAGUGGAAUGAUUUCGAAGUGGAGGAACGAGUCAUUACAAUGAGUGACAUUGUAACGAUGCAGAAAGAAGAAAGGUUGUUAGAAAUGUUUGGUUCUGGAACCGCAUGUGUGGUCAGUCCGGUGAAAUCUGUGGAAUACAUGGGGGAGGAAAUCCCUGUACCCACAAUGGAUCACCAAUCGCCACUUUUCCGACGUAUUAGCGACACACUUUCAGGAAUUCAGUAUGGAAAAAUUAAACAUCCUUGGGCUCAAACCAUCGAUGAAGUUUAAAUUGCCUUAAACCUACAGUAAAACAAGAGAGAGAAACUUUGGAUUUAAUUAUGUUAGUUACUAAUAUAAAACGUAAGUUAUUAAGUGCAAACGUCCCGAUGGCCUGGUUCAAAACGACUGUGGUAUUAAUACUUAAAUUAAUUAAUCAUAUAUGAUUAGUUACUUUCAUCACAUUACUGGAAAGGAGUACGAAAUUGAAUUUGUAUAUAUUCAGAAUUGCUAGAUGUUUAAUGCAAUUCCUAAGAUAGUAAAUUAUAAGACGAUUGUAAUUGUAAAUUAAUUUAUGUAGAUAGAUACAAUAGACAGUUAAUUUCAAUAAAAUUGAUGCUAUACAA